This is a messenger RNA of Paramecium octaurelia, 1043 nucleotides long. The record is from the annotation of a GenBank genome assembly. Lineage: Eukaryota; Ciliophora; Oligohymenophorea; Peniculida; Parameciidae.
AUGUCAACUUAGUAUAGAAUACCAUCCAACGAUAAUUAUAUUCGAGACUUAGAAAACAUAUCGCAAAGGUAACUUUAAAAUCAUAAUGAAAAGAGAGCGUCAUGGAUUAUUCAAUCAACCUCCUCCAUUGUUAUUGGGAGACUAAUAUAACGAUGCUAUAAAAAGUAAGUAAUUUCCUUAUUUGCAUCUAGGCAAAGGCAAGGAAAAAGCCAUAUUGGUCAAUACAAAAUUAUAGAAAAAGCAUGAGCCUGCAUUAUUUUAGGAGCCUGGUUACACAACAUUAAAUGAUCCAUACAAAGAUCAAUUUAAAGCAAAAUAAAUUUACGAUAAAGAAAGAGAAUUAGCAAUCAAAAAUCCAAAUUGUUUCAAGCCAAAUGAUCAAAUCAAAUCAAUGUAAUUGUAUUCUUUGAUAUUCAAAGUAAACAUUCUGAAUUCGAACACAUGAAAGAAUUUAAUGAUAAAGUAUUUAAUACAAGAACUCCAACUGGAGAUGUCAGAACGUAAGCCAGAAACUUUUUAACUAAUCCUGCCAAGAAGGGGUUAGGCAGAACCACAUCUAAUAAUUUAUUUGGAUAAAUCGAAUAUAUACCUGAUCCUUAUGAUAGAUAAGAGGAAUUGGAAAGACAAGAAAGAAUUAAGCAUAGGAACAAGUUUUUACCAGGAACUACAAGGUUUAUUACAACAAGUCAUGGUAAUCGACCUUUUACUGCUGAUGGUAUAUUACUUGAUGGAGCUGGAUAUUUAUCUCGUAAAUACUUCAUUCUAAUAAUUAAGAAACAAAAAGACCUUUUUAUAAAGGUGCUCCAUUUAGACCUGCUAACCAAAAUAAAAAAGGAUUUUAAGGAACAUUUGAAGUGCUUUAAUAUAUGGAAGAAGGUGCAGCAGAUCCUAAGACCAAAUAAAAUACUUUUCAAUAAUUGAGUGCAACUCAAACUUAUGAAAAACCUUGGAGACCUAAUUCGAAUGGAACUUUUGCUCGUCCAUGUCCAAGUGUUUCGCAAUAACUAAGAAAUAGAAGUGUUGGAUCAAAUUAAAAAGGGUGA